Messenger RNA from Dovyalis caffra, 1566 nucleotides. The record is from the annotation of a GenBank genome assembly. NCBI's taxonomy places the organism in Eukaryota, Viridiplantae, Streptophyta, Magnoliopsida, Malpighiales, Salicaceae.
AUGGAUGAGUAUCUCAAUCAUCUUAUCUCUUCCUCAUCAUUGGUGGAUGGAGAUAUGAAGGAAAGAUCAUCUUGGGUCUGUAGUGAACCUAAUCAACCAAAUGUCUUCCUCCCUAGUUCUCUUGAAUUAUAUCAAGAUGACAAAAAAAAUUCACCUGGAAGCAUGAUUAGUUCAAAUCAAAGUGUGGAGUCCCUGGUCACUCAAGACACUUCAUCUGUAGUUCUUGGCAGUGAGUCAGAUUAUGCUGUUGACAAGGGCUUAAUUUCUGAAGAAGCUCCAUUGCAAAAUGAUGGCUUAAAUUGCAGUGGCAACCCCUCCCCAGAUGGAAUGGCGAGUGGCAACUUUAAGUUUGGAAAUAUGGGCCUGCAAUGUGACGCAAUUCUCCCUAGUCUUAAUUCUCUGAACUAUCCAAAGCACUUUCCAGUAGUUGGUGAUUUGACAUCAUAUCUCUCUUUUACUGAGGCAAGCAAUGCUGGAUGCAAUGGAAGAGAACAAUCUGAGUACCUGAGAUCCUAUAAAAAUCUGCAAAACUUGUCAUCCAUUCCACAAUUGUGGCCUUCACAAUCUUAUGAUGGUAUUUCUUCUCUGCCUCCUUUGAUGGGACAAGACAGAAUGGAAGGAUUUGGUCUUCAAGAAGGAAACUUGGAUGAUGAUAUGGAUAUUAUGGGGAAGAAAUAUGUAGGCAUGGAUAAAAUUCUACGACUUGAUAAGUUAUCUGCAUCACCCACCAAAGAGGGGAAAGAAGAUUUGCAAAGUUGUCCUUUCUCAUCUAUCGUAGCCGAGCCCAAUGUAAAAGUGGCAAUGAAUGGAUUAUCAUCUGUGCCUCAGACUACAUCAGCUGCUUCAGCAGGAGGCUGCAAUGGAACUGGAAAGCCUCGUGUAAGAGCACGGCGUGGCCAGGCAACUGACCCACACAGUAUAGCUGAAAGGCUCCGAAGAGAAAAAAUUGCUGAAAGGAUGAAGAAUCUGCAAGAACUUGUACCUAAUUCCAAUAAGGUUGACAAGGCGUCUAUGCUUGAUGAGAUCAUAGAGUAUGUCAAAUUUCUUCAGCUCCAAGUCAAGGUGCUCAGCAUGAGCAGGUUAGGGGCAGCCGGAGCAGUCAUUCCUCUCCUCACAGAUGGUCAACCUGAGGUCAUCGUCUGUCAUCUUCAGGGUCAUAAUAGUUUGUCGCUCUCACCAGCAGCUGCUCUAGGAAUUGAUAUUUCUCCAACCCCUGAUCAAAUUGCCUUUGAGCAAGAAGUGCUUAAGCUAAUGGAAUCCAAUGUGACCAUGGCCAUGCAAUAUCUUCAAAGCAAAGGUCUCUGCCUCAUGCCCAUUGCUCUUGCUGCUGCCAUAUCCAGUGGAAAGGCAUCGUUUUCAGGUACUACUUCUGAGGAGAGUAAGAAAUUUGGCCACACCAAUGAUCUUGUUAACAGCGGUGGCAGCAGCAACAGCAGUUUACCUGGCAUUGACACCCAUCUAAUGUUGUAUGAUAACAAUAUUCCAACCGGUACUCUUAGCAGUAAAGACAUCAUUGUCAAUGGUUGCAAUGAGGUUGUGAAGCAAGAAGAGCUGAAGAAUGCUUAA